Mucor velutinosus is the source of this 600-nucleotide messenger RNA. RefSeq lists its product as uncharacterized. Lineage: Eukaryota; Fungi; Mucoromycota; Mucoromycetes; Mucorales; Mucoraceae. Gene Ontology annotation, biological process: cilium assembly; positive regulation of cell motility; regulation of cilium beat frequency involved in ciliary motility. The transcript is spliced from 3 exons. Gene Ontology annotation, cellular component: ciliary basal body; motile cilium. The record is from RefSeq and is a predicted model, not a curated record. The coding region runs from base 1 to 600 and encodes 199 amino acids.
AUGUUUCGCAACACAUUUCAAUCUGGAUUUCUUUCUAUUUUAUACAGCUUAGGUAGUGAACCGUUGCAGCUUUGGUCCUGUCAUACUCCUAAAGAAGGGGAGGAAGGAUACGACGAUAACGAAGCACACAUUGAGCGUGUUGCCGACGAUCUCAUCAGCAGUACAGUGAUCGAGCUAGUAUCACCAAAUCUGAGCAACACAUAUAUCACUUGCCCUCAUCAUCCUCAGCGCACACUUGGCAUUAAACUACCAUACCUCGUUCUUAUCGUGAAAAACCUUGACAAAUAUUUCUCGUUCGAAGUGCAGGUAUUGGAUGACACGGAGGAGACUCGACGUUUUAGAGCAUCCAACUAUCAGGUUACAACACGAGUGAAGCCUUAUAUUACUACCAUGCCAAUGCGAUUAGAUCCAGGAUGGAACCAAGUUAUAUUCAACUUGGGAGACUAUGUCAAGAAGGGAUAUGGAACAAAUUACAGCGAGACAAGUCGAGUAACUGUGCAUGCCAAUUGCAGAAUAAGACGUAUAUAUUUCACGGAUAGGAUUUACGGAGAAGAUGAACUACCAGCCGAAUUCAAACUGUUUCUACCUGUAAGUGGUUGA